AGGGCCUCUGGUUGACCAGGCUGGUCCCGGUAAUGGUUAUGCUCAUAUCACACUAGUCCUAAGUGAUGGUGAUUGCGUUCCUGGGCGCCUGGUUGAUAAUUUAUUGAUCAGGCUGGCCCCAGUGAUGGUUGUGCUCUUUGUUGAGAGGUGUUAUAAGGAGGGUGUUAUGGGUGGUGUUAUGGAUGGUGUUAUGGGUGGUGUUAUGGGUGGUGUUAUGGGUGGUGUUAUGGGUGGUGUUAUGGGUGGUGUUAUAAAGGGGGUGUUAUAA
Messenger RNA from Ambispora gerdemannii, 268 nucleotides. The record is from the annotation of a GenBank genome assembly. Lineage: Eukaryota; Fungi; Glomeromycota; Glomeromycetes; Archaeosporales; Ambisporaceae.